Tinamus guttatus (white-throated tinamou) is the source of this 612-nucleotide messenger RNA. NCBI's taxonomy places the organism in Eukaryota, Metazoa, Chordata, Aves, Tinamiformes, Tinamidae. The record is from RefSeq and is a predicted model, not a curated record.
UCACAGCUGUUAGGUGACCAUGAAGUCCCUAAACUGAAAGUGCAAGCCCUGAUCUAUCCUGCCCUCCAAACCCUGGACCUAGAGUUGCCCUCGUACCAGGACAACAAGGACAAGCCGAUCCUGUCCAAGGCCCUCAUGAUCCGGUUCUGGAGCGAGUACUUCACCACAGACGUGGCUCUGCGGGAGGCCAUGGCCGCUAACAGGCACGUGCCGCCCGAGUCCAGCCACCUGUUUGGCUUCGUCAACUGGAGCACGUUGCUGCCCGAGGAGAUGAAGAGAGGCCACGUCUACCGCAGCCCCGUCCCGGGCAGCCCCAGCCUCGGCCAGAAGUACCCGGGGUUCCUGGACGUGCGCGCGGCCCCGCUGCUCGCGGGCGACGCGGCCCUGCGCGGCCUGCCCCGCACCUACGUGCUCACGUGCGAGCACGACGUGCUGCGGGACGAAGGCGUCAUGUACGUGCGGCGCCUGCGGGCCGCCGGCGUGCCCGUCACACACCACCAUGCGCACGAUGCCUUCCACGGCGUGUUCAUGUUUGUGUCCAGCCCGGGAGAGCUGGCCAUAAGCCACAGGCUCUCACGUCAGUACAUUCAGUGGUUAAAUGACAACCUGUAA